GCAUACAAAACACCAGUUCUGGAGACGGGGCCCUUAAACAUGUCAAGCGCCCUGAACCGUUCUGUGUCGACCACCCCCUCCCCCUCGUCUCACUCCCUGGGGCCCCUGGUGAAUGGCGGGGCUCUGGCAGGGCAGGGGGGGCUUGGGCAGGGGGUGGCUGGGGUGCUGGGGUCCCGACAUUUGCUCAGGGACGCUCCCCCCUCGUCACCACUUCAGAUUUUUGUCCGAGCGAAGAAGAAGAUCAACGAUAUUUACCAAGAGGUUGAAGAGUAUGUCGGAGAAGCUCUUCUGUUUUUGGAAGGGUCAAACCAGAGUGGCAAGCUGCUGGCACUGACGGAGGAGGUUGAUGCAGUUAAGGGCCACAGUGCCAAGGUGGCCGGGAUAAAGGAGGUGCUCGCCAGGGACCACAUGAAGGUUGCGUUCUUUGGCCGAACCUCGAAUGGGAAAAGUACUGUUAUAAAUGCUAUGAUGGGGGACAAAAUUCUGCCCUCGGGAAUUGGUCACACAACGAACUGUUUCCUGCAGGUGGAGGGGGUGGAGAGUAGUGAACCAUAUUUGACGACCGAGGACUCCACAGAGCGUCAGAGCAUUAAGGGCAUCGGUCAGCUGGCCCAUGCUCUUUGCAAUAACAGGCUUGGCGACUCUACCCUCGUUCGCAUCCACUGGCCAAAGUCAAGGUGUCCACUUCGGGAUGACGUGGUGCUGGUGGACUCGCCCGGGAUAGAUGUCUCGGAAAGCCUUGACGACUGGAUAGAUAAGCACUGUCUUGACGCUGAUGUCUUCGUCCUUGUGGCCAAUUCAGAGUCCACCCUUAUGAAUACUGAAAAGAACUUCUUCCACAAAGUGUCCUCUCGUCUCUCCAAACCCAACAUAUUCAUUCUGCAGACGUGGGACAUGGCUGCCUCAGAACCAGAAUUCUUGAACGAGCCUAACACAGGGCAGAGCGAGGUCCGCAAGCAGCACCUGGAGCGAACCACAGCCUUUCUCGUCGACGAACUGAAAGUGGUCAGCGCUGGGCAGGCUGGCCAGCGGAUUUUCUUUGUCUCAGCGAAGGAAGCUUUGCACCAGAGAUUGAGUGAAGCCAAAGGGGUCCCGGUGAACUCAGCUGGUCUUCCCGAGGGCUACACGAGUCGAUAUUUUGAGUUUCAAGACUUCGAGAGGAAAUUUGAAGAGUGUAUUUCCAAGACUGCCGUUAUCACCAAGUUCGACCAACACACCCGCCGCGGCAAGACCAUAGUCAGCGAGGUAGGGCAGUGUGUGGGGGGCGUGAUGGAGAGGGCUGCCGAGCUGAGGUCCGAGAGGUUACGACUCCGAGAUGACCUUUGGACAAGACUUGACCACACAGAGAAAGAACUUCACAACCUCACUGCGCAGAUGAAGGAGAAAAUCUGCUCCAUUGUUGAUGAUGUGGAGCGAAGGGUCUCUAACGCUCUCAAUGAAGAAAUACGACGACUAUCUGUGCUAGUGGAUGAAUUUUCCGAGCCGUUCCACCCUGAUCCGCUGGUCCUGAGUGUCUACAAGAGGUCCCUGCACACCCACGUGGAGGCUGGUCUAGGGUCAAACCUGAGGGCUCGGCUGUCGUCUGCCCUGGCGCUCAAUAUUGAAAGCUCGCAGCAAGAGAUGACUAACCGCAUGCUGGCCUUACUGGGUUCCGAGAAGCGAGAAAUAGCGGCCAAUCUUCUGCCACGCCGGGAGCCUUUUGAAGUUCUCUAUCGACUAAACUGCGAGAACCUUUGUGCGGAUUUCCAAGAGGAUAUUGAGUUUAAAUUUUCACUGGGGCUUGUGGCGCUGGUGCAGAGGAUCAUGGGUAAAGCUAGCAGCCGCAUCUUGAACGUCAGACACAAGGAGCAGGUGAGCCGCAGUGUACCCAUGACGCCUCUCACCCCAAGCAACGAACCAGCCUUCCCCACAGCACAGGAUGAUUGGUCCAUAAUUAGUCGCUUUGCUGUGGCUGCUGUUGGUUCGCAGGGCACCAUGGGACUGGCUCUGGCCCUUGGACUGCUCUUCAAGACCGUCGGGUGGCGCCUCCUGGUCCUCACAGGGGGCGUGUACGGGUGUCUGUACGCCUAUGAACGUCUUACCUGGACCAACAAGGCUAGAGAACGGACAUUUAAGAAGCAGUAUGUCGGCCACGCUACUCGGAAACUCAGGCUGAUUGUUGAUUUAACCUCUCACAACUGCUCUCACCAAGUUCAACAGGAACUGAGUGGCACGUUUGCCCGUCUGUGUCGUUUGGUGGACGAGAGCACCAGCGAAAUGCAGAGGAACGUACGGACGCUGGAGAGGGAAGCAGGACAGUUGGAGGAGGCCGCAGCUGUGGCCAAAAAACUGCGGAACAAGUCACACUAUUUGGCCAGCGAAUUGGAGGUCUUUCAGCAGACUUACCUGGCCACGGAGGAGUGAGAGAGAGAGAGAGAGAGGGGGGGGAAAGUGAGAGAGAGA
Molecule: messenger RNA, 2442 nt
Organism: Portunus trituberculatus (swimming crab)
Lineage: Eukaryota; Metazoa; Arthropoda; Malacostraca; Decapoda; Portunidae
Gene: Marf
Product: transmembrane GTPase Marf-like
Biological process (GO): mitochondrion localization; mitochondrial fusion
Cellular component (GO): mitochondrial outer membrane
Molecular function (GO): GTP binding; GTPase activity
Source: RefSeq, a predicted model, not a curated record